Messenger RNA from Colletotrichum godetiae, 432 nucleotides. RefSeq lists its product as uncharacterized. The record is from RefSeq and is a predicted model, not a curated record. NCBI's taxonomy places the organism in Eukaryota, Fungi, Ascomycota, Sordariomycetes, Glomerellales, Glomerellaceae. The transcript is spliced from 2 exons. The coding region runs from base 1 to 432 and encodes 143 amino acids.
AUGGCGGCAGCUGCGGCUCUUCCAACCUUCCCCCGACUAGUCUUCACCGUCUUCGAGCCCAUCUCACUUGUCGGCGGUUUCCUAGGUGCCGUUAUCAACCCGGAUUGGUUCAUAUCCGAGCAGAUCGUGCAGGGCGCCAUCUCGGCCGCCGUGCCGACUCCAGAAUCUGAUAAUGCCCGUCUCGUGGCCCUCCAGCUCGGGAACAUCUACCUGCUCAUGGCCAUGGUCGGGCUGGCCGUACUUAACCUCACCAGUGAGCUGAAAGUCGUGCGCGGGUACCUCGUUGCUCUUUGGAUAGCCGACCUUGGUCACAUUUACGUAUGCUACCAUGUUAUGGGCCUCGAUCGCUUCCUCGACGUGGCAAGCUGGAACUCCAUGGCCUGGGGCAACGUGGGAGUCACGGUGCGACCACCCUUCUCGUUCGAGCUAUGA